CUCUAAGAGGGGUGAGAAAUAUGGCGGACAAAGUAAAGAACAUCGAAGAGUGUAUUUCGACAGCAAGUAAUUUAAGAUCGACCGUCAACAGAGUGUUUCAAGAUCUUGCUUCUGAUACUGAUGUAGCGAGUCAAUCGACUAGUGACGCGACUGAUCUUUCAGCUGCGGGCAAAGGAGCGAAAAUCACUCAAACAUUGAAGAAAAAUCUUGUAAGCGUGUACAAAGUUUUGAGGUAGGUAGUGGACACAUUGAAAGUUUGGCUUACAGAACGCCCAUAAAUUAAACUUCUGCUCAAUUUUUUGGUACGAUUUUUCCUUACAUCUAUUGUGCAUGCAGCAAUGUGUAAUUAUUUUACACAAAUAGUGAAAAUUUUUGGCUGGUGCACCAUAUACCAAGUGAAUAGCAAGUCUCAAGUGACGUCACAAAGAUCACAACAAUGAUCCCUUGCCCUUACACAAUAACCUAAUAAAAUUCACACAAUAGAAUGACACAAUAGUGCAUAUUUUGACUUGCUUUAUCACGCAACACCCUAAUUUAUAUUGACCUUACAAUACGAGCCCUGCAUUAUAUAGUUGCUCCAUAGACCUAUUCAGCUAAGGGGGUGUUUACAUGAGAAAACUUGCACUGGCACGAGUUUCAUACCUGGAUGAAUUUUUUAUUUCGUAUCGUGUUUGCAUUAUGACUGGGUCAUUUCAUAUCUCGUUAUUUGAAGGUACACUUCGCGUUGAUAAAAUACAUGUAAGAUUCAAAAUCGCAAACAUUACGAAUGUGCUACCCGUUCCAGUCUACCGGCAGACCGAUUUCACACCAAAACGUGUUUACUUGAUACUGUUGCAAGAUUUCGUACCAGAGUGAAAUUCUCGCGCCGGUACAACGACCGGGAUGAACUCAUGCCGGGGUGACUUGCGCCGGAAUGACUUUUGUGGUGGUAUCAUGUAAACAAAUGUAGAGCCAUGAGAGGGAACUGGUGCAAACUCACUCUGGUGCGAGAGUUGCCCCAGUGUCAUGUAAACAGGGGCCCGUUUCUUGAAAGUCCCCGUAACUUUUCAGACCCGAAAUCAAAUAUUCAAAUCGAAAUGUAAAGAAUAAGAGCGCUGGUCCUGGCUAGCAGACUACUCCAUCUUGUUUCACUAACUGAUAGUUUUAUCAUGCUAGAUGCAAAACCAUUGAUACCUCGAUCUUUAAUGUAAAUGGAGACAGCUUACCGGGCCCGUUAAUUAUCGGGACUUUCGAGAAACGGGCCCCAGCUCCUCACUUAAUGUUAUACCCAAUUCAAAAUCCUUGGGAAUAAAACAUUUUGUUUCAGGUAUUUCCAUAUCAUUUAAAUGUGAAUGUUACACAGGAUAUAAACACUGCUUGAGAAUAUUCCACGUGUAUUUUGCUCAUGUGUUUCCUUAACUUUUACAACUCUUGAGUUCGUAACGCCGAUUACUUUUCUUGCUUUUUUCGCACAUGGUUUUUUUCUUACGUCAUCAAAACGUGAUAUAUGGUUUCCAGUCCUUCGGCACACGGACGCCUGGCACUAAAUAGAAAUGCUUUUACUAAAAUGAAAUUUCUAUGCCUAACAUGAAUACCACAUUAUAAUGCAAAUACAAUACACAAAGAAUCUUAACCCUGGGAGAUUUGAAUUGGGUAUAACAUUGAGUUAGCCGAAUAGGUCUAUUUUAUUUGACAUAACUGUAGACUACAAGGUCAAUGUUCUAGGUAUAUUGGUUGAGGCAGCUCAGCAGCAUGGCAGACCUGAAUUAUUUUGAUAAAUGGUAAAACCAGUUGCUACUGAAUAGAUUCGAAACAUUUAUGCAUAAUAGAUGUAUGGCGCUGAGUACAAAUCUUACAUAAACCAUGUUAAUUUUUGGGGGCAUGGUGGCCAACCAGAUAUGGAAGCCUGGGUCCAAGCCUUGCUGUCAUGCUGUUUCCUUAAGCUGAGUAACUUUGUUUGACGUUUUUUCUCUUCAGUAUAAAUGUGUACCUGCAAUCAUACUGUUGGGGGUAACCCUGUGAUCGACUGGCAUCCCAUCCAUGUGGUAGUACAAAGUAGAAAUACUCCUAGAUGCCUCAAGCUAUAAAAAACCGGAAUAAGCUCCCCCUUUUUCCCCUCACAUGCAGACUUAUCCAUUCUUCUUUUUCUUUACACCGGAUCCUUCCUACUUUUUGUCUGUUUUGUAGUUUUGCAUCAGUCAAAUUCAACUGGUCUGUUACUGAUUUGUUACACUUUCUCUUUCCAAACAGCGAGUUGGACAAAGCAAGUGAUGCACUGGCUUGCUCAGAAAACCGCUCCCAAUCUCUGGGGAAUACUGGCUUAUUGAGCCUGGACCCUGUGGAAGACAGAACUGCCCUCUAUGACAAGCUUCUAGAAACCUACGACUGGCAUGAAAAGGUACCUUAUGAAUUAUAACUAAGAUUAAGGUGAUUAACACAUUUUUGUAAAAAAUGUACCUGAUAACUUAAGGAAUUACUGUAAGUUCGUAACACACGUUAUACCAUGCGUAAAAAAUGUUUGCAGAUUAAGGUUUUGUUCUUAUACAUAACUUUUAUUUUUCAACCAAGCACAACUUCAGUAUUUUUCAGAAACCAACUGGAGAGUAGAUAGAAAGAUAAGGAUAUGGGGAGAAAUGUUGUUCUAUUGUUGAGCCUUGGCCAAUCACUGAGGAACCAGUGAAUUCCAUGAUGAUGUUGUUUGAUGACAACUACAUGUACCAGGAUUCAUUUUGUUUUUGCUCUGUUAUUCCAAUUAGUAAUUAAUCCAAGCAAGGUCUAAUUACAUGUACAUUUUGUGCUUUUAUUAGUAAUGUAGUAAAAAGGGCUCCAAAGAACUCAAGGAAACAAACACUGGGUGGAUUAUCGAGUAGUUUUUGUCAAAAAAACUCAUUGUGAAAAGGCUUUGUUUUAACAAAACCACACUCUAAGUCAUUUUCAAUUUGCCCAACAAUUUUAUCUAAACAUCAUUUAUUGUGAACAGUUUUAUGAAAGCAUAUAGAGAAGACUGGAAAAGCAUUUAUCUUCUUAAAACAACCCACCAAAGAAGAGAUCUGGAGUUUCAAAUAUUCGGUAAACCGUUGCUUAAGUUAGACUUUGUUUAAAUAAAAUUAUUUGGUCCUAUAUGUUUAGAAAACUAUAUAUAAAUUUCUGAUAUUAAGCAAGCAGCAAAUUUAACCUCUAUUUAAGGUUGGUUUUUGACCAAAGUUCAGAUUCCACUUUCAAAGUGAUGGCUUUCUUUUUCCAACUGCAGAAGUUGUGUCCUAAACCGCAAGAGUGCAUGGAUCUUCUUUGCAUUUCUUUCUUCAUCCCUCAGUUCCAAUUAUAUGUGAAAUUCGUAUAUUCAUUGUUUCAUAUAUAAUGUUUUCAUCAGUUGACUUCAGAGGCACAGCAGGUUUUAUCAUGCCUAAAACGACAUCAUCCUUCAGCAGUUCAAAGUUCAGAUGGAGCCUCAGCAGCAAAGAAAGCCAAGGUCAAUUUAAAAAGGUAAGGAAUGUGCUGAAAUACAUGUUUUUCACUAGAAUGUCAUAAAUAAUUGCCACAUACCAAGGCUUGAAAUGCAUUUAGCUAAAGGUUAUGCAAAAUUUUUAAUGUUCAACAGCACCACCAUUAUUGUGAUGCGUGAAAAUAAUAAUGAAUAAAAUGCUCAUUUAAAGUGCCAAAUAAAAACAUUUUCCACCCAAAGUCAAAGAGUGGGAGCAAGGCUGUGUCCACUGUUUGGGUACCUAUUAGACGACUGAGUACUAAUCAACGGGAUAUGAAUUGAUUUCUGUGUACGACGUAACCCGUAACUGACUUAGCUUUUUGGUCAAGAUGCCUCAGUCCAUAAAACCAGAAAAAGAGUAGGUACAUGUUUCUAAGAAGUGUAUUCUUGACAUCUUGACAUUUUCGUGACGUUUUUUUAUUCAUUCACCUUUCAUUAGCGAAAUAUUAAAUGCCUUAAAAGAAUUCAAGACCUUGUAUCCUCAGUUAGAGUUUUCAUGGUUUACAACCAAUAGCUGGGGAGUUUAUGUUUUUGAGGUUAGUGUGAUUUUUGUAUUUAUUAAAAGUUGAGAUUAAGCGCAGUUAGUUUGCAUGUUGAAUUGCAAAAAUAUCAGUAAUACUAUGAGGAAGAUUAUUGCUUACUUUAAGGAUUUACUCUAUAUUAACUUUGGUGGUUCCCUUAAAUUUUUUUUAUGAGGUAGUUAUUCAGUAAUUAAGUCCCAUCUUUGGGAAACAUUUCUAGUUCUUUGCACACACAGCGUACCAGUGAAAGUAUGAUUCUAAACACAUUGUUGUAAUAAUAAGAACUUAUUCAUUCUUGAUGGAGAGUUCUUUGGCAAUGCCAAUUUACCAAUUUACGUGUACGUUUACAGUGUUUAUAGGUGUUGUUACCGAAAAGUUUUCUUACUGUGGAAUUUUUGCUGGCAAUGCCAUAUUCCAAACCCUGAAACCUACAAGAAAUCACCAUCAAAACCACAAUCAACAUCAUAACCAAUUCCAUAACCGUUAUUGUAAUAAGGAUCUCAACGCAUUUAACUGUUUUCCUAAUUAUUCAUUAUCUUAAUCGUGGUAACUGUAUAAUCAUAAUCGUAAUCAUAAUGGUAAUGUUAAUCAUCACAGUCAUCAUCAUCAUCAUGCUUGUAAUCAUCAUCAGAAAAAUACUUAUUAUAUCCAUUUUGAAAUCACUAGUGAUCCCUCCAGUCUGAUUGGUUCUCAACAGUGUGAUUUAUUCACAAAUCACACUAAUUUUCGCUCUAAAACACAUCUGUUCUAAAUCGCAUCAUUGAUUUGUUUUAAAAUUGCACCAUUUUUUUAAUUCAAUAUCGCAUCAUUUCUGUUUCGAAUACAAAAUGCGAUGUAAAAGCCUUUUUGCCCGCUUUUCAACAAACCGGGACAGGGUCCUAAAUUGCGCCUUCCUGGUCGCCAAUGCGACUAAAAAUUUAGUCAGUUCUGGCGACCAGAAUUUCAUAGCUGGUCGCCAGCUAGCGACUUGUAAAGCAGGUUGUUAUUGUGGACUUAAACGUUCGGAGAAUUGAAACCUCGAAGCUAUUUGCCAACAGGUGUCUUACUUUUUGUCCUGCUGAUAUUUUUUAAUUAAAAGUGAAACGAAGCUUCCUGUAAUAAUACCUCCACAACAGCUACUAUCAAUACGAGUUGAACGUUUCCAAGCCGCCAUUACGAGUAAUGUGGCACAAAAAAAUGUGACCUGGUACGAGCAACAUGGCGGCUAUGUUUCGUGGUUGUUUUGUAGAUUGUUUCGUGGUAGUUAUCGGAAGAAAAUAGUUUUGAUAUGAUCAGGUGCAGUCAUGGGCAGACAGCUUUCUGUUCCUACGUUCUAGAUCAGAUGGCUUUACAUGUAUAUCUCCAAAAAGUAAUUUCUGGAAAAAAUGAGACUUCACUCGUACACGUACGGUUUGUUUCUGGUAUCGGGAGCUGAAGUAUUGCCAUUUUUGAGCACAAAAACGUCCAUACCAUGCAUUUUUUAUACGUGUUUAAAAUUUUAUUUGAAGAAAAGGGAAGGGGGAAUUUUUGGCGACCACAAUUUGCCCUCUGGCGACCAAAAAUUUAUACUUGAUCGUCAGUUGGCGCUCGUAUUAAAAAGUUAUUUUCGGACCUUGCGGGAACUUGAUCAAUAAAAUAUUAAUACUGAAUGAAUUUUGCGAUUGCAAUAUGGCUUUAAUAAAGUGGUAAUUGUAAAAAUCACGUUUUAUUCGUCAUAAGUGGUCAGUGGAGUAAGUUUCUGACCCUUCUAAGUAAAGGUCUUAGCUUUCAGGAAUUGACAAGUGGAAAACGGAACUAAAGUGACCUUUAAACUCGGUGCUCUGUAUUUCUACGUCAGGUGGUCGUUCCUAAGACGUUCAAGGCGAUAUUCUCCAUGCCGCCGAGAGUGACAGAGAUCGACCGGCUUGUCAUCCGGGGACUACAGGAGAACCCUUUACUGGAAAAGGAGGUUUGUGUUUUUAUAUUAAUUUACCAAAUUGGCGGCUUCAAAAGUAACUUAUCUCUUUCCUACUUCAUCCUUCUAGUACAAAGACGCGAUUAAAAGUGUUGUCCGUAUUGCUGCUGGCGGUUUGCACGCGACGUCAUGACAGACAUGUUGGUGGUCAAGAACUGAAACAUUUCUAUCCUUUGGGAACUAAAGUCCAUUUUCAUGCAAAUUCUUUGAAAUAAUUUUUAUUUUAUUGACCACCAUGGCCGCCAUAGUUGCAAACCAAGACUAAACUGGAAAAAGCGCCGCACGUACAUGUAAGAGAAAAAUAUUUAUAAGCACGGCAGAUCCCCGAAGGCAGAUUCUUCCCGCAAUUAUGCCGCGUUUUUUUUUAUAUUUUUGCUGAGAUGCUAACUUGGCUGGUGUUGUCAUUGCUGUUUGUGUUAUAACUGGGGAUCAUUUUUACUCGCGUAGUCAGCAGCUAUGCAAAUUUCGUGAUACGUUUUUGAGAAACUGCCCACCUACUCGUUUCCUAAGCCAAUAUUUUGCCCUAAGUGAGAAGUAAGUGUUAAUGUUGGCUCAGGGGAGGGGUAGGUGAGCAGUUUCCCAGAAACGCAUAAUGAUCCGACUUGGAGCAAAAGAAAGUUUUUCAUGAGGAAAGAGUUCAAUCCACUAAAGUUUUCUUUAAUACACCAACAAUGCCGCCGUUUCAUUGUUUUGCACACGAGUGUGGCCACCGUGACGUCAUAUGACGGGGAACAGAAGCUUUAAUAGGACAAUUGCACGAUGACGUCAUUUUACUUCAACUUCCAGAAUCCUUGAGUUUGUUGUUUUCUUGUGCAAAUUAAGACUAUUGCUCGUUAAUCCUCAGCAGGAUUGACAAAUUUAAAUAACAAAGCAACACCAAAAUGAGUUCUGGUAGUUGUAGUCAAAUAUCGUGAUCGUGCAAUUGUCCUAUUCUAUCAUAUUCUUACUAUGUUAGUGUUAUCGUCUUCGAACAAAACAAAGAAGGAGUAUUACUGUGUUGUUUCAAAUGAGUUGUAAAUAGGCAUCCGAAAAUUUGUAUUCUUACGAAGAUGUUCUUUUUAGCGUCGUAAACAAGCCGUAAGCGGAGGAAUUACUUUGGCCAAUCGAAUGUGAUUUAGCAUAAUUAUCCAAUUAACCAAACAAAACGCCAACCCAGUGUGUUCUUUCGUGUCGUUAAUGGUUUAUUUUUACCUUUUUAUAUUUUGAUUUAUUAUUGCAGGAACUUUGGUCUCAGUCACGCUAUGCCGUUUUUAGGAAGGUAUUUAGCAAACACUAAAUAUUUCAAGAGCCGAUCCGGGAAUCUUUGACAAGGAGUCCAAAGUUAUAUUAAGUUUGAAAAUGCUUGGCCUUGUUAACUAACUCUACUUUCCACGGCCGCUUACAUGAUGAAAUCCUAGUAAACUGCAUUUGAGGCAAAAACAAGCUUGAAAGUAACGCAUUUUACAGCUCCAAAUGAAUGAUUUGUUGUGGGUCCUUCCGUGUUACCAAUUUCAGUUUGAAAGUGCUUAGCUAGUCAGUUGCUAAAACUGGAGAGGUAACCUGUGAUCUUCACCUUUUCUUAUAAUAUCCAUGAAUGGAAGAGUAACAAUCGUGCUGAUUAUAAGAAAAUCACUUUACGUAUUAUUUAAACUUUUGCUAUUGUCGUUCUAUGACCGCAUUCUGAUUUGCUUUAAUUUAUUCCUACAUAUAGAAGGCGCAAGGGUCUUAAGUUUAGCUCUUAUUUUCUGGACUCUGAAUUAGCACAUGACGUAUUUGUUUUGCUUCGACAUUUCUGUUUCUUUUUCGUCUUCUUAUCACUACAUAACUACUAGAGACAAAAAAAGGAAACAGAAACCAAGGAUAGAACUGGAUUACAAGUUGUCCAAAGAUUGAGGUUUCAUGAGUUGAAUGGUUACCCUGUGACUUUUGGUUAGACUCGUUAUUUUCUAUGAAUUAACUUUUUCUCUCUCCUUUUUAAAAUUUUCAACUUCAAGGUAACGGAUUACGCGACUUCAGCGUUGUUGCAUUAUUACUCUGCGACUGAUCCUGCCGCACAACUGCGAGGAGUCUGGGUGAGUCAGUUAAUUACUGUUCAUGCAUGAACCACCUACAGACCAGCUAAAGCCCUGUUUGAAUAUGAUCGCUUUGAUCACUGAAAAAAAGGUUCAGCGAUCUUAGCGAUCAUAUGGAAAGCACUAUUCAGCGAUCAAAGCAAUUAUAUGGAAACCACUCUCUAGUGAUUGUAGCGGGCGAAGUGACAGCAAAAAUACCAGGAUGCAAUGCGUACGCUCCCCCAUUUCAAGAUGGCACCACUACGAGUACCGAGAAAUCAUUAGCUUUGGCACUUUUUAUGCAGGAAGUGCAAAAAUACGAGUGCCUUAGUUUACAACAAAUUUUUCCACAGAAUAUAGAGACGAGACAAGAAAAACAAUUGUUGAGAAGCAACUGAGGAAAAACUCGACCUGAGUACCGAUCAGGCAGAGAAGAACAAUGUGCGCGGGACUUUUAAAGAAAUCAGUGCCGUCUUGUUUUGGAAGAAAGGCGGUACCAGUAUGGUGUUGAAUUUGACGAACUGCGCGAACGAUGUUGUCACACCUAGGUGCCCUCGAUACUCAGUCAGCGAUUGCAGUGCUUAUAUGGAAAAAAAUGUCAAAUUUCACAAAAUGACAUCUUACACAUUAAAUAAUCGGAAUUUUACCGGUGUUUUCACAAUUCUAUUGUGAAAUUUGCCGUUUUCUUGUGCUCCCAUGAAAAAUGUUUUGUGGUAUUAUUACAGACAACGAAUUCAACUUGAUAGCCCUUAAAAAUAUAAGAAAGAAUGUAAUAUUGUUUAAAUUAUCCUGGCACAAGGUUUUUGUCCACAAAAAUUGGAAUUAUUCAAUUCCCUGAUGUCAUUUUUCUUUGCAGAAAUGGUUAAGCAGUUUCCAAGGAUUGUUCUCUAUUAAAUGUACUGCCUGCGGCACUCACUUGAAGGAGGAGGAAGAAAAUGUAUUAUUACCUCCAUGCUGGCGAACGUACGAAGAUCUUUCUCCGUAUCACUAUCAGUGUAGACCCUAAAUUCUGCAUUAGGUCAGACUAUUGUCUUUAAAAUAAACUUAUUUCACCCCUACUCAGUGCUUAAUCUGUUUAAGUAGUUUUGAAGUGAAAAGGAUUAAAAAAAUAUUAACAUGCAUAAAAAGGUUGAUGAAGGAAAAUGUGAACAUAGCCGUGCCUCAGUGGGGGUUGUUUUGAUAUUUAC
This is a messenger RNA of Porites lobata, 9131 nucleotides long. The record is from the annotation of a GenBank genome assembly. Lineage: Eukaryota; Metazoa; Cnidaria; Anthozoa; Scleractinia; Poritidae.